Molecule: messenger RNA, 3933 nt
Organism: Lentinula edodes (shiitake mushroom)
Lineage: Eukaryota; Fungi; Basidiomycota; Agaricomycetes; Agaricales; Omphalotaceae
Exons: 5
Coding region: 1-3933 (1310 amino acids)
Biological process (GO): regulation of ARF protein signal transduction
Molecular function (GO): guanyl-nucleotide exchange factor activity
Source: RefSeq, a predicted model, not a curated record
AUGGUUGGUUUGAACCCCUUCGCUUCGCGGCACAACAGUGUUCACCCUGGAACUCCUCCCCCGUACAAGGAAGACGAUCCUACCAGCCUGCUCUUUGCAGAGACGACAGUCACGACCACUGAAGUUGUUACCACCACCACGCAGACUACGACCCAUUUCUUCUCAUUGCCUCAUUGGAGGAAGAGAGCAGCUCCAGUACCGUACAGUAACAGUACGGUGUCUCCAAGGCAUCCACCAAAACGAUCUCACGUGGAUGAAAUGGGCUUUCCAAGCUCCUCCAGACUAAUAGUGGACAAGGAAUUGCCACCAACGCCAGAAAGUAGUAGUAGCAGUGGGCAUGAUACUCCAUUGGCCGAUUCGCGUGAAACUUCGCAGAGAACCUCCUUAGAACAAGAGACCUUAUCGCCUACCUUAUUCCCUUCCUCCGACCCUACGAGACUCUCUCUCGGAAGUCCACCGAGGCCGACGUCAACCACUGCUCUGGCGCAAGCGUCCCUAGGACUGAGUUUAACUCAUGUUCUUCCUCUUGCUUCAUCUUCUUCGUCUUCAGCUGAAACUAACAGCGUCGCGUUUAUAUCUACUCCCUCUUCGCCGGAAUUGCUUUCUCUCAGAAAGGAGCAAAAAGGGCAAAUGAAACAGCGAGCGAUCUCUACCGCAUCAGUGUCACUACCAUCCAAUGCUCAUAAUCAGAGGCGCGCUCGCGGCCUUUCAUUGGGUCCCUCCGGCUUUCUUGGACUUGGUACAUCGGAUUCGAAAGGGAAAGGCAAAGAGACGGAGAAAACGGCGCCUCAGUCGGCAACCCAUCCCCCGAACAAGUUGACCCGAAGAGCUUCAUUCUGGUCAAGGAAAAAGGCGACAUCCCCUGACACCCUUCCUGUAGCUCGUAAAAGUGAUAUAAACCUUACACCCCUUCCUCCUCUCCCUCCUUUGUCACCGUUUAACGUCGACAUGGUGAAGUCUACAUCACAAUCGCUCAAGCCUGAUCAUGCUCGAACUCUUUCUAGAAGUCAUUCCGAACGAAACAGGCGUUCAUUGUUGAAGGCUUCAGAAUUUGAGCUACCUAGUCUGAUCCUUCCAGCUCCUGAAGUCCCUCAGCCGGAGAAAGUCCGUAGACCUUUGACUGCAGAUGCUUCUCAUUCCCGUCCCCAGCUUUCCAGAUUCACGUCCGCAGGCUCUUCUGAAUUUAUUGCCUCACCUUUGACUUCACCUGCCAUAGGGACAAGGGAAAAACUUUCUAUAUUCGAAGCACCAUCACCAUCAAAGCGGCCGCGCGCGCAGACAAAUCCGCCUCUUCUUCGUCGUCUUUCGAUGAACCUCUUCUCUCCCUAUUCAGCCAAUCACUCUCAUCCCGCUCCUUCGACUCCAAUAUUAACAUCUCCUUCACCCUUGCGAAUAUCCACUUCUAAACCUACGCAGAUACCCAAACCUCAAAUGGAUGAAGAGUCUCCAGAGGUUUAUUUGAGCCGUUUGAUGGUCUCCGUCAGUAAAGCAGAAAUUGGUGGAAUUUUAGCCUCGAGCAAUGAUAUGUUCCAUGUUCAGGCAUUACGAUCUUAUAUUGGUCGUUUUGAUUUCGACAAUGAUCCUCUUGAUGUUGCUCUCCGCAGACUACUUAUGGAUGUCGGUCUACCUCGAGAGACACAACAAAUUGAUCGUGUUAUGCAAGCUUUUGCUUCUCAUUAUCAUCAACUUCAUCCUAAUCUCUUCACUUCGGAAGACCAGCCAUAUGUUUUGUCCUUUAGCUGUAUUAUGCUCCACACUGAUGCUUUCAAUAAAAGCAAUAAACGGAAAAUGACUAAAGCAGAUUAUAUCAAGAAUACUCGCAUGCCUGGUGUGGCGCCGGAGGUACUGGAUUAUUUCUAUGACAACAUUGUUUUCGCGCCUUUCAUUUUCGUGGAAGACCCUGUGGACGUGAAUGGUCAGCACAUUUACAACGUCGACGGGAAUCGAGGGUUACCAUCCGGCAGCUCGUUUAGUAAUGUUAACGGCUCGACACUUCUUGGAAAGGGCAAUAAGGUUGAUCCAUAUUACCUUAUCUCCAAUAAUCUACUUAGUCACCUUAAAGUAGAUGUUGAGAUAUUCGUUCCCUUAACCGAACCCUAUUCAGCCCAAGGUACUGGAGGUCCAUGGAAUGAAGAAGAACUUCAACGUGCAUUUGUCAAUCCCAAUGUUAUUGUCAUGGGCCCACUAGACUCAUCUCGAGCACCACCAUCAUCCCCGUUUUUUAGUUCAGGGGGCAGCACCUCGGGGCCAUUUGCAACAGGCAGCGAUCUAUAUGCACCAGGAACUGAGACGUGGCGUCUCAAGGUUACGAAAGUGGGUUCGUUGAACCGGAAAGAGGACAUUCUGGAAGGAGGGAAAAAAGCCUCAAAUCGUAAAUGGAAGUCUUUCAGCGUAGUGCUAACUGGCUCUCAACUGCUUUUUCUUCGCGAUCCUGCUUGGGCUACCAUGUUUCUCAAUCAAAACGGGACCUCCACUGAAUCUGGGUUCUUCCCUCAAACUGCUAUAUUCACGCCUAAUGAGGUUAUAUCGUUGAAAAAUGCGGUGGCUGUCUAUGACCAGUCCUAUCUCAAGCAUGAUAACAUAUUUCGACUCGCAUUAGCUGAUGGACGGCAAUUCCUUUUUGGAACCGAUAGCGAGUUCGAAAUGAACGAGUGGAUAUCUAGGAUAAACUACGCUAGUGCAUUUAAGUCCACAGGGGUCCAAAUGCGACCUGUUGGAAUGUCCGGCAAAGACGUACAGCUUACUGGUGUCGCUGCAGCCACUUCUCACCUCCACGAUCUCCAACACAAUCAAACCAAGUCGGAAUGGGGUAGCGAGGCAUCACGAGAUCUCAUGGAUAUGCUUUCUGGGGAGUCAGAUUCACCCUUCAAAAGAGCUUUACCCAAACGUCGAGUUACCACGAUGAGUUCCUCAUCGGUUAUAGAUAACGACGUUCCGGUAGCCCCAGAAGUCGAAGGGGCUGACCAAUUCAAGGCAACAUUUGACCAGGUGAAAGCAGAUCUCGCGGCUGGACGCUGUGCUUCACCCGAUAGCGAACCUCCAAUUGAAGAACACAAUGUUGAACGAACAGAUUCAUUACCUGAAGAUGAUUCACAUUUACCGCCACGGUCUCGCAUAGUGCUGUCAAAGAUUCGUGAAUUGGAUACCAAGAUAUCUGCAUCUCAGAGUCAGCUCGAGUCUGACUUGCGCUUCGCCAAGAACGUAGCCACUCUCACGCCUUUCCAAAGAUCCACACGUGAACGGCUUUCAAUGGCCGUACAAAAUAUUGCUAAGCGUGUCAUGCAAGUCCGACUCGAUCUUGCAAAAUACACAUGCCAUCGGAAAGUCUUGCUCAAUGACAUGACUACUGAAAGCCAAAAUUGGAGUCGGGCAAACAAAAUCGCUCUCCGAGCAGCCCUGGAAACACUACAAAGCCACCAGCGACCACCUGUCCCUCGUAUGACCCUCUCAUUUCAUGAGUCGAACGGUCUCGCAUCACCGGAAGUCUCUAUACCACCGAAGAUGUAUACUCCUUCUGUGCAUCAAUCAGAAUCCACUGCAGGCUCACUUCAAUCGUUCCAUUCCGCCUUUGACUUUGGGCCGGAAUGGAAUUCGAAUGAUGAUAUUUUCUCUCCUGAGGGUCCGGAUCCCUACGAACUUGAUAUUUCCUUGAGAAACAGUAGCUCUGGCUCUUUGAAUCCUGAGUUGUUCCGAGAGGAAGACGACGUUGUUCCGCUACCUUCGAGAACGGCGGAACUGCUUUCAAACGUAACGUCCCCCAGGGCAAGUCACGACGAAAUAAAUCACCACGAAAAGUAUUACAGCGCCCGAGAGAGCGCCGAAGAGCAGGCUGAAGAAUGGAACAAAACACGUUGCGCUCACCGAGUCUCGCUUGUUCGUGUUCCUUCUGCUAUCGGACUAGCGCGAAAAUUUGAGCGGGAUCCGUCCCGAUAA